This is a messenger RNA of Syngnathus typhle (broad-nosed pipefish), 1828 nucleotides long. RefSeq names its product TBP-like 1 (gene tbpl1). The transcript has 11 exons. NCBI's taxonomy places the organism in Eukaryota, Metazoa, Chordata, Actinopteri, Syngnathiformes, Syngnathidae. The record is from RefSeq and is a predicted model, not a curated record. Gene Ontology annotation, molecular function: general transcription initiation factor activity; DNA binding. Gene Ontology annotation, biological process: DNA-templated transcription initiation. Bases 771 to 1334 code for a protein of 187 amino acids.
CAACUUUGCUACCAGUGUCCGAGUCCAAGUUGGACGAGGCGAGAGAAGCGGCCGGGCUGCAGGAGAGCCAUUAGAGCCCAACUUCAUUAUUGACAGCGACGAGCCCCACUGCGCAUGCGCGCUGCCGACCGACGGCCAACCUGUUGCCGAGGUUGGGAAGAUUCAUUUGCGAGCUGGGGCCAAGAGCAGCACCGCGGCAGUCCGGAAUGUCAAGUCGCUAAGAUUCUGCAGAAGCACAGCAACAGGGUGGUCCCACAAGCCCCCACCCCCCCUUCCAAUCCGAAAAGGCAUGGCGGGAUCGGAGCCAGAGCAAGUGGAGCCGGGUCGAGACGAGACCGGACGAGCGGGGAGAUGAUGGGCAUCGAAAUGAGCUCUUCAAACUUUGAGGCGCCACUUUCCAAGCGCGAUGCUGCCAUCUUGCGGUCAGAAGGAAAACAGCCGAGACACGAGAACGACCAUCCGUCCCAUACGCUGAGACAUCAUCAUCCAUCCCACAAAAUAAGGACCGGAUACUUGACUGGAGGGAAGGAAGCAAGUUUGACAGCCAGCCAAGUCUCUGUGGAUUCAUUGACUGUGAGGUCCCGCGGGGAGAUGAGCCCACGAUGGAGACCCGUCCCGGGGUAGCGCCCUCCUCCUCCUCCUUCUUCUACACAGGGAGUCUUGAACCCGCACGACGGGCGCUUUACGUCACGAUGAUGGCGGACGAGUGAGGAGUGAGCCCUGUGAGGUCCUCUCUGCCAUACGCACGCACGCACACACACACUUCCUCCAUGGAUUCCAGCAAUGAUGACACUCUGGAUAUCAUCAUCACCAAUGUGGUGGCAACGUUCAGGACCAGGUGCCACCUCAACCUGCGCACCAUCGCCCUGGAGGGAACCAACGUCAUCUAUAAGCCGGAGGUGGGGAAAGUCCUCAUGAAGCUUCGGAAGCCCAAGAUAACCGCUUCCAUUUGGUCCUCAGGGAAGAUUAUCUGCACUGGAGCAACAAGCGAGGACGAGGCCAAGCGAGGCGCUCGCCGCUUGGCACGAUGUCUGCAAAAAAUUGGCUUCAAGGUGAGGUUCUCGGCCUUCAAGGUGGUGAACGUGCUGGCCGUCUGCUCCAUGCCCUUUGCCAUCCACCUGGUGGACUUCACCAAGAAGAACCGGCCCAUUGCCAGUUAUGAGCCCGAGCUCCACCCUGCCGCCACCUACAGGAUCAAAACUAUCAAGGCCACCAUCCAGGUGUUCUCCACGGGCAGCCUCACAGUCACAGGGCCAAACGUGCAGAACGUGGCCACGGCGGUGGAGCAGGUGUACCCGCUCCUCUUUGAGUGCAAGAAGCCGCUCUGCAAGUAAGGCGGAGGAGCGCUUGGGCCACCGAGUGCGCUUCUUGUGGACUCGCAGUCGUUUUAGAAGUAACGCAAAAAAAAAAAAGGCAUUCUCCGUCCACGGAAAAGUACAAAACUCUCCAAAAUCCGGCUUACUCGACUCAUGUACAUUUUGACACUCGUUGUAAAUUGUAAAUAUGAUUUUGUAAUAUUGUUAUUCCACGAUUGAGCCUGUGUGUAUGUGUGUGUGUGUGUAUAGGAUCACUUUGGAGGAUGUUUUAGUGCAGGUUGAGCGUAAACGUAAGCUCCGUUUCCGAGACCAGCUUUUAAUCUUUGUGCUCAUGCGCGUCCCUCAAACCGACUGGGCUUUCGCCCGCAUGACUUUUAAUUGCGGUUGACGUCAUCCGAUCCGUUUAUAAGCGGACCUCCCGCCGGCCAUUACACCCCCCCCCCCCACAGCUUCAAGACUAUUUUGUAUUUUAUACAAAAAUAAUAAAGUGAUAAAUAAAGCAGCCGACUGUG